Molecule: messenger RNA, 663 nt
Organism: Seminavis robusta
Lineage: Eukaryota; Bacillariophyta; Bacillariophyceae; Naviculales; Naviculaceae
Source: the annotation of a GenBank genome assembly
AUGCCAUCGGUGGCUUUCCAUUCUCGCCCACAGUUGGAAACACUUUGGCUUUUUGGCCUUACCAACCAGACUGAGGGGAACUUUCUUUCCAUCGGCGGAUGUGCAAACCAUGAGUGUCACUCUCGUCUUGUCUUUCAUCUGCUUCGCCCCGGCGAAGUCUUUGGCUUUGUCCUUUUCCACAUAAAUGCGGUUGGGGAUCUUUUGAUAGUACAAUCCGGUUUGAUCAGCAUUGUAGAUGCGACUGGCAGGGACAUUGUACCUCUCAAUGAGGGGAUGGAACUCCUCGUCCAUCCACUUUUUCAUGAUUGCCUGCUUCGUUGCAUCGUCGAUGUCGCCAGCUUCUCCAUGCAGAUUGAUGCCAACUCUAUCAUUUCUUUUGAGGACUUUGGUAAUCCAUCCAUCGGAGGCACCGAAUUCCUUUUCCGGUAUACCGAGCUGCUUUGCGUAAGCAAGUGCCUUGGCUCUCAACGUGAUGUACGACAGUCCACAAUGGUCCUUGUUGACUCGUUGUUGGCGCAGAUCCAUGUACGCAACAAGCCUCUUCUCCAACUCCGGAUACUUUGGCGCAACAUGUCGCUUGGAUUUGUCGCUACCAACCAAAGUCUUGCUGUCGUAUUGCUUCAGGUAACGACCAAAACUCUGCUGUUCCGACUGCGUUCCUGA